AUGACUGAUGAUGAUUUCCAGUCAAUUCUAAAUGGGGAGAACAGGAGAGAUAUGGGCGCUGACAAGAUGGCUGAGGGUUUGGACCUCGCAUCUCAGGCAGUAGGGGAAGGUGAACCAUCUAGAGUAGCGAAUGAGCCGAAGGGUGUUGUCCACCAGCCAGUAGACGAGGUGGCAGAAAAACAAACCGAAGAAGAGGAGGAGCCGAAGUCAGCAACUCCCCAGUCAGAACCAAGGGAGGGUGAGAAAGAAUCAGAAGAAGAGGUCGAAGUACAACCUGAAGGGCCGGAAACUAUAGCCCCAACAAUGUCAAAAUCAAAAGCAGUCAAGAGGGAAUUGGUGUUUAAGGCAGGAGCAAACACGGCAGUAGAUGCAGUAGAAAUCCAUAGUGAAGAUGAAAGGGCCACUCCUACAAAACCUGGGGAGGAGCCCUUGAAAACUAGUCAGGAGGACGCCCUAUCGGCAACAAGAACGACACCACCAACGCCAAAUGACCAAGAGGAAGAGGCUGAGAAGGUGGCUGAGGGUCUGGACCUCGCAUCGAAGUCAGUAGGUCAGGAUGAGGCGAUAGACGACGACACUAGUGCCUGCGUGGUGGCCAAGCCUACUACCUAG
Messenger RNA from Salvia hispanica, 612 nucleotides. The record is from RefSeq and is a predicted model, not a curated record. NCBI's taxonomy places the organism in Eukaryota, Viridiplantae, Streptophyta, Magnoliopsida, Lamiales, Lamiaceae.